Messenger RNA from Psylliodes chrysocephalus, 420 nucleotides. The record is from the annotation of a GenBank genome assembly. NCBI's taxonomy places the organism in Eukaryota, Metazoa, Arthropoda, Insecta, Coleoptera, Chrysomelidae.
AUGUAUAAGUGUAAUUGUGGUUUAACAUUUACAAGGAUAGAUAAUUUACAUCGACAUAAAAAUAAAAGUUGUAAGAUGAUAUCUAAUCGCACUGGUGAAUCAUCCAGAGGAACGAAAAGAUCCGUCACUUCCAGCUCUGAUGUUCUACCCGUAAAAAAUGUCCGGGUAGUGCGAGUUCCACAAGUACAUACGCAUCGCACCGUAGACUCACAAAGGAAUAAUGGGAGAUGUGAAUCAUGUGAUGUAGACAUCCCUACUAAUCAGAUGUCAUCGCAUAUGAGGAGUCUUGACCAUAAAGAAAAAGCCUGUACAAUUCAAGGCGAUGGUAUAUGUUUAAUUCAGAUUGCGUUUAAGUGCAGAAUCGCAAGUUACAGAGUCAAAAGUGAUGAAAAGCAUAUAGAUUAUACAGGGUGUUAUUGA